GCCCCCCUUACACCCCCUCUAACACCGCCUGGUCACACUGAUCAAAACAACAGGAAAUUGUUUUGAUUAAACGCGAUUUUAUAUGAUUUUAAUUGAUUUAUGGUUUAAACUAAUUGAUUGUACUAGUGAGCAGGUACUAAAAUAAGACGGGCCCCUCUCCGCCCGACCACCCCCGCUCUUCCGAACCAAAGCAGCCAAAGAAAAAACAACAAAUACGACAAAAAAUUGAUGAAAAAGAGCAAAAAAAAAAAAUGGAGUGACGGGUGACGAGGAAACACAAAACAAAAACACUCGAAACAAAGGAAGUGGAAUAAGAAAAAAAACAAAAGAUAUAGAGAAAGAGAAAGAAUAGAGCCACCAUGGAUGAGUUCGAGCUGGAGGUGGACACCAAUUUUGUCCAACUAAGCCGGCAGCAAUUGCUCCAACGGUAUUCGGGUGCAAUGAGGCAACUCCGACGCCUGGCCGAGUCCCGUUACGAGGUGCGCUCCAUCAGUUUCGAUAAUUAUGUACUGUUCCAGUAUUUCCGUCAGCGCAACCUACUGACACCGGUCGGUGUUUCGCCCACACCCACCGCCACCAUGCCGCCCGCCCCACUAACCGCCUACCUGAAACUGGAGGUACUUCAUCAUCUACUCGAUCGCCGGCGUCAGAUCCUCUGCUGGCUAUUCUAUCUAACACUCGUCUCGUUGUGCGUUGCUGCGUAUCGGUAUGAGACGACCGGAGCUGGUGGCCAUCAGGAGCGUGUCGUCCAGGCGAUGGUCUAUCCGGGUAUGAGAAUGUGGCGUCGCAUGACCAUGCCGCUAAUCCAGCGCUUCCCCCAACUAACCGAGCUCUAUGACGAGUCCUGUCUCAUGGGCAAUCCCUUCUUCCAGGUGGAGGAUCUUAGUUGUGGGCCGUGUGCCAAUGUGGAGAACGUUUGGCUGGAGAGCGAUGAGUGCGAAGGGCAUCCCGAUCCACCCACCCACAAGUGCCAUCAGCCCGUUGUCGCCGGCGAGAGUGUUCCGUUCGCCUUCCGCAGCCAGCAGGAGGCCAUCGAUCUGAGGGACUUCUAUAAUAUCUAUGCCAGCAACCACAAGAUCUUCCAGCGCGAUGCUUACCGCGUCCAUUCCACCAAUCAGGGUGUCCAUAAUCUCGAGGAUCUCUUCGGUCAGUUCAACAGCAGUAGCAGUAGUAGCUCCUCCUCCUCCUCCUCGGCUGCCGCGACAAGCGGAGGACAAGCGGAUGGCGAUGGCAGCACGCCCACAUGGACGCAGCAGGCACACAAUCUCUGGCGCUGCAAUCGGAUGGUGCCGGCCCGUCUCCUGCGUCCAAUAUUCGCCCGACCGCCGCGUCUGCCCAGCAUGGGCGUGGCCCUGGAGCGGUAUGUGGCCAUUGAUACGGCCCAAGCGCCAGCCUACACGCUGCCGGAGACCGAAUGCCCCAAUGUCUAUGUACACCAGGCGGUGGGCACCAGGUUCAUCAUUCUCCGACCCACCAGCGAGUGCCGGCACCGCUGUCGCACCCUCUCCCUCCGACUCACCCAGUCCUAUGUCCUGAGCUAUAAUUGGUUGUACUGGAAACCGAUCUCUGCACCGGAUCCCAUAUCCGAAUCGUUAUCCAUAAGCCUGAUUGGCUCCUACUGUUAAAAGGAAUCGAAUCAGUAUCCUGCUCGUAGCUAUAAGCGCCCUAAACACACCGCCACACCAUGUCCCAUGUCCUUCAUCCUUCAAAAGCCAAAAUUUAUUUACGAAUUUCGUCAAAGCUCAUUGGAACACCAAUCUAAAAAAAAAAAAGAAAAAGAAAAGGAGAAGGAAAGCUAGAAGCUAAAACCGAUUCUUUUCAACCUAUAUAUAUAUAUAUAUUCAAUUUUUUUUGUUGUUUUUUAGAACCCUAGGCCCAUGGCUCAAAUCGUCGUCCUGCGUAAUCCUCAGAUCCUAGUUCAUAAGCUAUAGUUUAGUUCGACAGUUAACAGCAAUAACUUAAAAACUUAAAACAGGAAUAGUUGCUCUCCCCCCUCCUCCGUUGUGUUCAUCGUUUUAACCAUUUUGCAUUUAAAAUUAUAAUAUAUUUAAAUAUUUUCCAGAUUUUAAGUUCUCUUCUCACAACCUCUGUAUAGUCAACGAAACGAAACAUAAAUAACUUAAAUAAUUGAGAAAAAAAAAGCAAUUUUUGUAAAUAUCCAUUUGCUAGCCCUGAGUUUGACUUUGUGUUUUUGCAACAACUCACGAUAUAUUAAAUAUAUUUAACGAGA
This is a messenger RNA of Drosophila ananassae, 2230 nucleotides long. RefSeq lists its product as uncharacterized. Bases 360 to 1625 code for a protein of 421 amino acids. The record is from RefSeq and is a predicted model, not a curated record. The transcript has 3 exons. NCBI's taxonomy places the organism in Eukaryota, Metazoa, Arthropoda, Insecta, Diptera, Drosophilidae.